ACAUCAUGGUAUGUAGCCAACCGAAUGGCGGAAUAUACUACUUCAUCGUGAUCAAGUUCCUCAAGCGGUAUUCCAAGGUCCCACUACUAAAGCAGAUACGUUGAUAUUUGAUUUAGUUAUAACCUGAACAAAUAAAGGGCCGUGGAGAAGCAUUUGACUAACACCGUCAUUGAUCCCGCGGGACCAGUCAUCCGCAUCUCUCAUCUUCGAUGUGACAAGCAGUUGUACGGACGUGGCAUAUUCUUUGUCAUCUGGUGGGUCAACUGAACCUCAGUCGACCUGAACUUCCACUUUGUGUGAAGUGUGUCCCUGGCUGGAGCAAACGCCUUUUAACAGGGUAUCACCCUGACGUUCAUCUGGAGGUCAAAUAAAUCCGCCGGACGCUUCUCCCGGAAGCCGCUCUGCUAUACUUAAUACCUCACGCUUCUCCCUCUCCAGGCGUCUACCAUCAUGCUGGAGGGCGAUAACUUCAAGAACAUCAGGGUUUACUGGCUGGCUUUUGUCGUGUACUGGGGUGCUUUCUUGUUCGGUUACGACAGUGGUAUCGCCGGGGGCGUAGUUUCACAACCUUACUUUGAAACACACUUUGGCCUCGUGAACCCGAAUGGAACGGUUGACAAGGGCAAAGAUACGGAAGUCUCUUCCAAUGUAGUCUCGGUAUUACAGGCGGGGGCUUUCUUCGGCGCUCUAGGGAGCGCACCAAUUUCUGCUUGGCUUGGACGUCGGUGGACGCUUGUCGCAUUCACAGUCGUGUUUUUAGUAGGAGCUGUGCUCACCACGGUAGCAGGGGGCAGCAGAGGAAUUGGGUACAUAUAUGGAGGUCGUGUUGUAUCCGGUGUUGGGAUAGGUGGUAUCUCGGCAGUUGCGCCUGCUUAUGUGUCGGAGUGCUCCCCAAAGCGUGUACGUGGUCGUAUGACUGGUCUAUUCCAGCUCAUGAUUGCUAUUGGCGUCAUGAUUUCGUACUUUGUUAAUCUUGGGGUUGGACUCCAUCUGGCAAAUAGCGAUAUGGUUUGGAGAGUUCCUUUUGGAUUGCAACUUGUUCCCGCCGGUUUAAUGUCUCUGGGACUACUUACGGUCAAGGAAUCACCACGUUGGCUGGCUUCCAAGGGUCGUGUCCAAGAGGCGAUUGGAAAUCUCGCCUACUUCCGUAAAGAGCAACCUGACUCCCCAGCCAUACAACAAGAAAUGGUAGAGAUUAAAGCAACAAUUCGAGAGGAACAGGAAGCUCGCAAGGGCCUCGGUCUCAGAGAAGCGUUUUUCGGAUAUGGAAACUCUAUUCGCUUUGUUAUAGCCUUCGCCAUCUUCGUAUGCCAGCAAUGGAGUGGACAGAAUUCCGUUGGUUACUAUGCCCCUCAGAUCUUUACCUCGAUUGGUUUUACAGGAACAACGAACUCCCUUCUCGCUUCUGGCAUCUAUGGAGUUGUCAAAGUAUUGGCCACUACUGUUUUCAUUUUUUUCUUCGUCGACUCUCUCGGUCGCAAGAUAUCCUUGUUUAUCUCAGCGGUUGGAAUGGGUAUCAUGUUUUUCAUAGUCGGUGCAAUCCUCAAGACCCACCCUGUGGACGAAAUUCAGGCUGGACAACCGCCACCACCAGCAUCUAAGGCAAUGGCUGUUAUGCUUUACAUUUUUGUGUGCUUCUAUUCAAUGGGUGUGGGUCCCAUUCCAUGGGUGUACGUGUCGGAUAUAUUUCCCACUCGUACGCGGCAUUAUGGUCUGGCAGUUGCCUCUGGAACACAAUGGCUAUUCAACUUCGUUGUCUCUAAGGUGACACCUACGUUAGUCGCGGACCUGGGUUACAAACUCUUCUUCAUGUUUGGCGCAAUAAACAUUGGCGGCAUAGUCACUUUUUCACUCUUCCUUCCGGAAACCAAGGGGCGCAGCUUGGAAGAAAUGGACAUUAUCUUUGGUGCCGUCAGCCUUGAAGUACGUGAAGCGUUCAUUGAAAGGCAACAACAAGAACUAGACCAUGGUACCCACAAUUCCGGGUCCGCCGAUCAGAAGGUGUAACAAGCGGCGGGAAUGCUAUCCA
Messenger RNA from Pisolithus orientalis, 2029 nucleotides. RefSeq names its product general substrate transporter. The transcript is spliced from 10 exons. Gene Ontology annotation, molecular function: carbohydrate:proton symporter activity. Gene Ontology annotation, cellular component: membrane. The record is from RefSeq and is a predicted model, not a curated record. The coding region runs from base 451 to 2007 and encodes 518 amino acids. Lineage: Eukaryota; Fungi; Basidiomycota; Agaricomycetes; Boletales; Pisolithaceae. Gene Ontology annotation, biological process: transmembrane transport; carbohydrate transport.